AUAACAAACGAUAGCAUCCCGGAUUUUCUGCGCAAACGUAUUCUGAUAAUUUGUAAAACCAUAUUAGUCAAAUGGAAACCGAAUGCAACAUCAAGUUCAUUCCUUUGGCGGAUAUCCACACAACCGUAUUCGCAUCUUUUUGGUACUCUCCACGUGGCUUACACUCAUGUGUGGCCACACAUUGAUCCAGUCGUCAAAGACACCUUUUUCGCUGCUGAUCAUAUUUAUUUUGAACUGGACUUAAUGGAUCCAGCUACGCUGGGAGAACUCGCAAACUGUCAGUUGUUACCGCAGGAUAAAGAUUUAACUGAUCUGCUGUCACCUGAGCUCAUCAAUCGUCUGGAUUCCUAUAUAACUCGCACCCGGCUGUCAAUGUCAAGAGACUUGCAGCACUCAAACUUCGCCUACGUCCGGUAUUUGUUAGAUUUGAUUGCAAAGGAUUGGAAAUGGAAAAGACCCAUGUGGAUCUUGUUUCUGCUUACUGGUCUGACGCGUGGAGAAAUUGCAGACCGCGGGGUGCCUGUAUUGGAUUUAUUCAUGGCUCAACUUGCACAAAGGUUGGGAAAGCAGUGGGGAGCUGUGGAAGAAGUAACGGAUCAGUGCGAUCCGCUAAAUGGAGUGCCAGACAAA
Opisthorchis viverrini is the source of this 630-nucleotide messenger RNA. RefSeq lists its product as hypothetical. The annotation marks the transcript as partial. Gene Ontology annotation, biological process: negative regulation of Wnt signaling pathway. Gene Ontology annotation, molecular function: metalloendopeptidase activity. The transcript has 2 exons. The record is from RefSeq and is a predicted model, not a curated record. Gene Ontology annotation, cellular component: membrane. Lineage: Eukaryota; Metazoa; Platyhelminthes; Trematoda; Opisthorchiida; Opisthorchiidae.